Molecule: messenger RNA, 2262 nt
Organism: Sarcophilus harrisii (Tasmanian devil)
Lineage: Eukaryota; Metazoa; Chordata; Mammalia; Dasyuromorphia; Dasyuridae
Gene: CTSB
Product: cathepsin B
Exons: 10
Coding region: 164-1192 (342 amino acids)
Biological process (GO): regulation of catalytic activity
Cellular component (GO): lysosome
Molecular function (GO): cysteine-type endopeptidase activity
Source: RefSeq, a predicted model, not a curated record
CCGGGGGCGGGAUUAGAACCGACUGGGCUGGGUUGGGACUGGGAAAUAAAUGCUCUUUGCUGAGCUGACCCAGCUUUGGGAGCUGUGCUUGUGCUUGCGGGAAAUUCCUGAGCCAUCCUGUUCUGCUUCGGAGGGACUGUAAAUCAGGAAUUCAUUUACCAAAAUGUGGCGGUUCUUGGCCACUCUGUGCAGUCUGGUUGUACUGACCAGUGCUCGGAGUACAAUGUCCUUCCCUCCUCUUUCAGAUGAAAUGGUCAACUAUGUCAACAAGCUCAAUACUACAUGGAAGGCUGGGCAUAACUUCCGUAAUGUGGACAUGAGCUACGUCAAGAAACUCUGUGGUACCGUCAUGGGUGGAGCCAAGCAACUACCUCAGAGAGUGAUGUUGGCCGAUGAUGACAUGAAACUACCGGAAAACUUUGAUGCACGGGAACAGUGGCCAAAGUGCCCCACCAUCAAGGAAAUUCGAGACCAGGGCUCCUGCGGCUCUUGUUGGGCAUUUGGAGCUGUGGAAGCCAUUUCUGACAGGAUCUGUGUGCACACUAAUGGCUAUAUAACUAUAGAAGUGUCUGCUGAAGAUCUGCUUAGCUGCUGUGGAUUACAGUGUGGGGAAGGAUGUAAUGGUGGCUUUCCUGCGGGAGCUUGGAAGUAUUGGAUCAAGAAAGGCCUUGUAUCUGGUGGCCUCUAUGAUUCCCAUGUGGGCUGCCGACCUUACUCCAUUCCUCCCUGUGAGCACCAUGUGAAUGGUUCCCGCCCUGCUUGUACUGGAGAGGGAGGAGAUACCCCUAAAUGCAACAAGAAGUGUGAAGCAGGGUAUUCUCCUGACUACAAAGAUGACAAACACUAUGGAACAACUGCCUACAAUGUACCUUCAAGUGAGAAGGAGAUCAUGGCUGAGAUCUACAAGAAUGGCCCUGUAGAGGGAGCUUUUAUCGUGUACGCUGACUUCCUUCAGUACAAGUCUGGAGUAUACCAGCAUGUGACUGGAGACAUGCUUGGAGGCCAUGCCAUUCGUGUCCUAGGCUGGGGUGUGGAAGAUGGUGUUCCUUACUGGCUGGCUGCCAACUCCUGGAACACAGAUUGGGGUGAUAAUGGUUUCUUUAAAAUCCUUCGUGGAAAGGAUCAUUGUGGAAUAGAAUCUGAAAUGGUGGCUGGAAUUCCCCGAACAGAGCAAUAUUGGAAGAAGAUCUAAUCUGCUAUUUGCCCAAUUUGAUUUUUUUAAAAAGAAAGAAAACUUGAAAAUGGGAGUAAGGUGAAUGGGGGGGGGAAAAAGGAAUAUUUUUAAAAGACUUUGGAACUACAGACAUGCUCUAUUAUUCACAUUUCCUUUAAACAGGAAGGUUGAGAUUUUAGACAAAUUGGACCUUAAUUUGGUUGAGCCAAAUUCUUGUGGAGUCUUCCAGCUCCAUCCAUAACAUAGGUACAUACUUCUUGGUCUGACUCCACCUAAUGAUGCAUGCCAUUUCAAGUUUUAAGUAAUUCUGUGAAUAGCACAUAACACUGCUGGUAAAUAGGCUGUGUACUAGAUGCUUUCUUUUAAAGUUUGUUUCCAUGAAUGUCUCCCAAUUCCCAGUUGUCAUGGCUUCUGCAAUUCCUUCCCCCUCCCCUCCAACAACCACCUAUCUUUUAGGAGUCUGAAAUAGCCAGGAACCAACAAACCAACAAUGAUUCAAGGGAAAGGUGUUUUUUUGUUUUUUUAAGUUUUAUCCCACAGGAGUGAGGGUUUAAAAAAAAAAUUUUUUUUUUUUUUUUAAAGUCUUGAGCAGGAAGGAGGUAGAUAUUCUCAGAAAUCAAUUUGACUCCCACAUAAUUUUGUUGGGGGCAAGGCCCUCGAGGCUUUAGCAUCUUAAUCUGUCCCAAUUCUCACUACCUAACAAUCCCAUAUUAUGCUUACUUGUCCUUAGACCACUUUUAGUACCAGUCAACCUGAACCAAUCAAGCUUUGCAGUUUUGCGAAGAGAUACCAAUAAAUAUAUAAAUCAUCUCUAUUUUUGUUAGUAUACCUUGGUUGAUCAUGCAAAUAAGAGUUGCCAGGAUCACUUGUACUCAAGUCUGUAGGCUCAAGUCUGAGCCUAUGGAAAAGCAAGCUGAAUGGGUAAUCUCUCCACCCCAAAGGCAAUAAUUCCCUCUGCUGAUGUCUCUGGACUGUUAAAGAACAGUACUGUUCUUUAACCUCUAAAGUAAUUUAACCAUAAUAUUGGUUUUUAGUGACUGAAGUGAAACCCAGAACCCUUGUGCCAAUAAAAGAUUUCUCUUACGGUU